CCUGGAAGACACAACAAUGGGCGGAGUCCUGGCUGCCAGUGCCCCGCCCCCAGUCGCCGGCAGCCCUGCACCAUCUGGGCUAACGGUGCCGCCGGGCUUCGGGGUGCCUUCGGUAUCCUCAGUUGUCCCCCCGACUGGAGCGACCCUCGGACGUCAGCAGGAAGUGGACAGCCCCCUGCCCAACCCCGGAGCGUUUGACGAGUGCCACCGGAAAUGUAAAGAGGUGUUUCCUUUGCAGAUGGAAGGCGUCCGAGUCGUCGUCAACAAGGGCCUCAGUAACCACUUCCAGGUGAACCACUCGGUGCUGCUCAGCACCACCGGAGACUCCAGCUACCGGUUCGGAGCCACGUUCGUCGGGUCCAGACAGACGGGUCCAGCAGAGUUUUUUCCAGUCAUGGUGGGGGACAUGGACAGCUGCGGCAGCCUGAACGCUCAGAUCAUCCACCAGCUCAGCGGCCGGGUCCGGUCCAAGCUGGCCUUUCAGACACAACAACACAAGUUCGUCAACUGGCAGGGAGACGCUGAGUUCAGAGGAGAGGACUUUACUGCAACUGUGACGCUCGGAAACCCCGACGUCCUCACCGGUUCUGGUAUCGUCGUUGCUCAUUACCUUCAGUCCGUCACGCCGGCUCUGGCUCUGGGAGGGGAGCUGGUUUACCACCGCCGGCCGGGAGAGGAAGGCUCCGUCACGUCUUUGGUGGGCAGGUACUCAGGCAAGAACUACGUUGCCACGGUAACCCUCGGCUCAGCCGGAGCUCAUGCGUCGUACUACCAUAAAGCCAACGACCAGCUGCAGGUGGGCGUGGAGUUCGAGGCGAGCGCUCGGAUGCGGGACACCAGCGUGUCGUUCGGCUACCAGCUGAACGUUCCCAGAGCUGAUCUGGUGUUUAAAGGUUCUGUCGACAGUGACUGGGUCGUCGGCGCCACGCUGGAGAAGAAGCUCCUCCCCUUGCCGCUCUCCCUGCUCCUCUGCUCCUUCCUGAACCACCAGAAGAACAAGGUCCAGUGCGGCUUCGGCAUCACCGUCGGUUAGCGCGCGUGAGAUCCCGACCCGUUUGGACCGCCGCUCCAGCUUCCUGUUCGUGCUGACCUUUAACCCCCGAGUGCAGAAUGUGACGGGGUCAGAGGUCACUGUGUGUUAACGGUUGUCCCUCAGCUAAAGGUCGGCCUCCUUCGGCUGUUUGUUUUUCUUUAGCCUUUUUCACGAUAAAGCGUCUGUAUGAAGUGUAAACAUUUUUUAUCAAAGCUUUUUGUUACUUCCUUCUUCAGAAAAUGUUUGUGACGCUCGAAGCUCCAAAGAAACAAACAUUUCAUAUUUAAUUUAACAAACUUUGUUUUAAUUUGACCUCAUUCUAACACUCGGCGCCUCCUGCCAAGAGUCGGCCCGUUUGGGUCGAACUUGAAAUGGGUUCUGUCGUCCCUCAGGCUGACUCUCAGCUACUACCACCUCAGAUCUGUGUCUGCAGACUCACCCACUUUUAGGGUUCGUGUUUACAUUUGACUCUUUCCUGGAAGUUUAAUAAGAUCCGUCCGUCCACAGGGGGGUCACUGUACGAGAGGCG
Molecule: messenger RNA, 1562 nt
Organism: Nematolebias whitei (Rio pearlfish)
Lineage: Eukaryota; Metazoa; Chordata; Actinopteri; Cyprinodontiformes; Rivulidae
Gene: tomm40l
Product: translocase of outer mitochondrial membrane 40 homolog, like
Exons: 10
Coding region: 17-1033 (338 amino acids)
Biological process (GO): protein import into mitochondrial matrix
Cellular component (GO): mitochondrial outer membrane translocase complex; mitochondrial outer membrane
Molecular function (GO): transmembrane protein transporter activity
Source: RefSeq, a predicted model, not a curated record